Molecule: messenger RNA, 1287 nt
Organism: Arabidopsis thaliana (thale cress)
Lineage: Eukaryota; Viridiplantae; Streptophyta; Magnoliopsida; Brassicales; Brassicaceae
Gene: AGL8
Product: AGAMOUS-like 8
Exons: 8
Coding region: 257-985 (242 amino acids)
Biological process (GO): positive regulation of transcription by RNA polymerase II; regulation of DNA-templated transcription
Cellular component (GO): nucleus
Molecular function (GO): DNA binding; protein dimerization activity; DNA-binding transcription factor activity
Source: RefSeq, marked reviewed
CCACAAAUAUCAUCGUCUAUGUAUUCACGUCACAUACCGUAUUUAUACCACAUCACUUACGUCACUGUAGACUCACGCGAAACCCAACAAAAGUCCAUAAAAGAAAAAAUAAAAAAAAUAAAAUAGCUAUUAUCACAUUCAUCAACACAAAAGAUACCCAGAGAGACAUAAGAAAGAAAGAGAGAGAGAGAUACUUUGGUCAUUUCAGGGUUGUCGUUUCUCUCUCUUGUUCUUGAGAUUUUGAAGAGAGAGAGAUAUGGGAAGAGGUAGGGUUCAGCUGAAGAGGAUAGAGAACAAGAUCAAUAGGCAAGUUACUUUCUCAAAGAGAAGGUCUGGUUUGCUCAAGAAAGCUCAUGAGAUCUCUGUUCUCUGCGAUGCUGAGGUUGCUCUCAUCGUCUUCUCUUCCAAAGGCAAACUCUUCGAAUAUUCCACCGACUCUUGCAUGGAGAGGAUACUUGAACGCUAUGAUCGCUAUUUAUAUUCAGACAAACAACUUGUUGGCCGAGACGUUUCACAAAGUGAAAAUUGGGUUCUAGAACAUGCUAAGCUCAAGGCAAGAGUUGAGGUACUUGAGAAGAACAAAAGGAAUUUUAUGGGGGAAGAUCUUGAUUCGUUGAGCUUGAAGGAGCUCCAAAGCUUGGAGCAUCAGCUCGAUGCAGCUAUCAAGAGCAUUAGGUCAAGAAAGAACCAAGCUAUGUUCGAAUCCAUAUCUGCGCUCCAGAAGAAGGAUAAAGCCUUGCAAGAUCACAACAAUUCGCUUCUCAAAAAGAUUAAGGAGAGGGAGAAGAAAACGGGUCAGCAAGAAGGACAAUUAGUCCAAUGCUCCAACUCUUCUUCAGUUCUUCUGCCUCAAUACUGCGUAACCUCCUCCAGAGAUGGCUUUGUGGAGAGAGUUGGGGGAGAGAACGGUGGUGCAUCGUCGUUGACGGAACCAAACUCUCUGCUUCCGGCUUGGAUGUUACGUCCUACCACUACGAACGAGUAGAACUAUCUCACUCUUUAUAAUAUAAUGAUAAUAUAAUUAAUGUUUAAUAUUUUCAUAACAUUCAGCAUUUUUUUGGUGACUUAUACUCAUUAUUAAUACCGAUAUGUUUUAGCUAGUCAUAUUAUAUGUAUGAUGGAACUCCGUUGUCGAGACGUAUGUACGUAAGCUAUCAUUAGAUUCACUGCGUCUUAAGAACAAAGAUUCAUAUCUUGGUAAUGAUUUCUCAUGAAUAAUUAAUGUAACUUUUACUUUUUAAACUGUGGUGAACGCAAUAUAUCAAUAUUCUAUCAUUUGUAAAUGCG